This is a messenger RNA of Symbiodinium natans, 1647 nucleotides long. Lineage: Eukaryota; Dinophyceae; Suessiales; Symbiodiniaceae. The record is from the annotation of a GenBank genome assembly.
AUGCAGCGCAAGGUGCUGCUGGCAAAUGGGGGCAGACGGCAGAAGAUGGCAGUUUGCGCAUCCAUGCAUCUCGCGCACCAGCUAAGUGGACCGGGCAGCUUCUGGAGUAAGAGACUGGGGACGAGACCGGAAGAUAGAAACUGGCCACCAUGGGCUGGCAACCCGAUGCCGUUGGACAUGCUACGCAUAUGUCAUCAUAUGUCUGCACUGGCGCAUCACAAGACGUUCGCAACUGUCCUCCUGCUUCCAGCUGACGUCUCUGUCGUCGUGGCAGGUGCAGCGUCAGGUGUGAGGAUGGGGCGCUUCGUUCAGUUCCUUUGGUCCUCCUUGGCCUGCGGAGUGGCAUGCGUUGCGUCGGAAGACUGCGCAGGCGCGGAUUGCUCCGACGCUUCCGCGGUACUUCAGCACAAGACUAAGGCCAAGGGCCGAAGCACUCACUCUCACAGUGGGCGCGAGUGUUCCAAGCCUUAUCCCUUCAUCUGGGACAAUGACGCGAACUACGACGACACCUUGGCGCUCUUGUACCUGGCGCACAGUGAGAACCUCGAUUGGAAGGCGAUCACGAUCGAGUCGGAUGGGAUGGGAACCCCACAUGGAGGGCCCACGAACAUUGCAGCCGCGGCAAGCCUGGUUGGCUUGGGUGAUGUUCCCAUUGCCAUGGGGGGCCUCUCGAGCUUGAGCCCGAUUGCCACCAUGCCUUUGCAGUGGCGUCUUGAGACCGAUGAGUUCUUUGAGCGGAUGUUUAGAGGCGGGAUCUUGGAUGAGACCGACAGUGCAAUCGUGGACUUGACGGCGGCACAGCUGAUCGUGAAGAUCUUGACGGAGUCCGCCUGCCCCGUGGUCAUUCUAACCACAGGCCCAGCAACCAAUGUGGCAGAAGCACUGGACAUGGAUCCGUCGAUUGCAGGGAACAUCCACGGGAUCUACAUGAUGGGUUCUGCCUACGGCGUUCCAGGCACCAACAAUGUCUACGAUUGGCAAAUGACAUACAACGGUGUGAAGGGCUCCUGCACCGAAGACGGGGGCCAGACCUACACGGGCCUGUCGCCUCCACUUAACAGGAGCGGAGUGGUAAGCGCGAUUCGUCCAGAAUGCCGAGGCGUUGACAUGACUGCACACGGCGACACAGAGUGGAACGUCUUCAUGGACGUACGUGCAUGGCACAUGGUCUACGGCUUUCUGAAAGACUUGCCUGCGCAUCACGUCUAUGUCUUGGCUGCAAAUGCUACGCUGAACAUGCCGGUGACACUCGAAGAAAUGGAGGAGUAUGCAGCUAGGCGGUGCAAAUACUUCUUUCAUGGCCAGGCAGCAACGCUGGCGGAUCCAGGCCUCAGGAUCUUUGUCACCGAGCUGGCCAAGGCCUUCCUCGCAGCCGGAGAAGCCAAGUGGUGGGAUGCUCAGUGUGCGGUGGUGAUGGACCAAGUCUUGUCAGGGCUGAAGCAAGGUGUGUGCUCCAACUGGUACGAUGACAAGUUGACCAGUGUAUCCCUCGUGUGGAGAUCCAAUCUUACUGAUGGUGAGCUGAACCCUUAUGGUAGCGUCUAUGACGACGCGGACGCGCACGCUCCCCCGAUCGACUACUGCUUAGAUGGUAACGUAACCCAGAUGUGGGAGGUCUACUGGCCCAUGGUCAACCAGACCGGCUAG